AUGUUUGCUUGGAAAUGAGGUCAUGUGACCAAUUCCGAGAAAGCUGGCCAUCUAGCCUAUAAAUAUAGGGCACGUGGUGUACACUACUUUAGUUUUCAUCUAAACGGUGAAGGAUAAGCACGUAAAUGAAAGGAGAAUUUGAAAUAAUCGAGCGCUAUUUAAGCCUCUGUGACACUAUGAUGGAAAACGAUCCUGAUACCGUGGCAUGGGACAUAGAUCAAACAGUUCCACAGUAUACCAGCCCGAAUCAUAUGAUGAACAGUGGAAUGGAUUUCAACGCUUUAUUGAAAUCUGACGAAAGUUUAAAUUUGUUUCCUUCAUCUAAUGAAGAAAUGAAAUCAUCACCUACUUAUAUCACUGAUGUCUCUGAACAACAAAUCAACAUAGAGGAUGGUAGUAAGCAUUUUUUAGAUUUAGAUCAGGUUCUCCAUGAUAAUUCUGUGUCAAAUCUCAAUAUGAAACCUGCGACCGACGACUUAAGACCCAGCCAGUCCAGACGGGAACAUGAUUUCUGGGAAGAAGAAUGUUUACAACAGUGUAUGGAUAUAGAAACGAUGCUGAUCUCACAAGUUAAAAACGACAUAUGCAACGAAGCUAGGAGUCUUGGCAUCAGUCUUGAUCCAACACAAUGGAAUGUUAAAAAUGUCAUACGGUGGAUUGACUGGCACUGUGUUAAGAAUAAUCUUCAACCUAAACCCAACCCGUUAUAUUUUGAAAUGAACGGAGUUAGUUUAUGUAUGCUGUCUGAACAAGAUUUUAAUUGGAAAUAUCCAGAAGGGGGUUCCGUCCUAUUUUCCCAGUUGGAAAUCUGGAGAAAUGCAUGUAAAUUAGUUGUACCUAAUAUUCCUAAACCGGCACAGUUAGAAGAGUCUAAUGGUAUCGAGUAUUAUAAUUCACCCUGUGGUUCCCCUGCACCAAGCGUAGAAAGUCAUGAUAGUAAUUUAAGUUCUAGUCCCACGAAUUCUUCAGAUGAAUCAUAUUCAUGUAAAGGUCCACCGAAAACUACAUGUGCCAGACCCAUCAUGCAUGAACAUAAACAAACCAUUCACUUGUGGCAAUUUUUAAAAGAACUUUUAAAACAAACUGAUAAAUUCGGUAGCUGUAUUAAGUGGAUAGAUAGAUCUAAGGGUAUAUUUAAAAUAGAGGAUUCAUCACGUGUAGCUAGAGAAUGGGGAAAAAGAAAAAAUCGUCCAGCAAUGAACUAUGAUAAACUCAGUCGUUCUAUCCGACAAUAUUAUCGUAAAGGCAUAAUAAAGAAGACAGAGCACGCGAAGAGAUUAGUGUAUCAGUUCUGUACGCCCUAUUUAUAGAAUAUAUUAUUUCCGUACCUUGGUUUUUAAUAUUUGUAAACCCAAUCGAAUAAUUGGGGUGUAUUUUCACCGUCUUCUCUUCACGUCGAAGUAGCUGAUACAGCGGUUUUGUGGAGGCGAUAAUCCAGAUCUCGAGUGAAACUAAAUAUGUUGUAUGGUAAAGAAGACUAUGGAGAUAGCGGAGGUUGGAUGUCGAAAUUUUUGGUCUCGAUUGACCAGUAUGAAACUAGUUUGUUGGAUUUGUUAGCGGCGUAAAAAUUACGUCAUAUUGUUUGUCAAAUUUUGACGAUAGGCGUUGACCAAAAUGAAGCGUUUUGUUGAUAACAUAAGGCAGCAAUAACUUGUUAUUUUUUAUUUUGUAUAUAUGUCACUCAUUUUGCAUUUACAUUAUCUACAUCUCAAGAAACAGUAACAUCGUUACAUUAGAGAUUUUAAAGAAGCCCAAUAGGAGCAGAAAAGCUGGAUGUUAAGUCCCAUUUCAUUUCAUUUUGUUAAAGAAAAUGUUUUAGCAAAUAGUUUAUCGAUUACGUUAGAGAUUUUAAAUAAGCAUAGUAGGGGCAGAACAGUAGGACGUAAAACCCCAUUUCAUUUCAUUCUAUUUAAAGAACAUGUUUUAGCAAAUAAUUUAUCAAUUUGGAAUUAACAAAACAUAUCUUUAGUCACAUAAUCAACUAUUUAUCAUUGUAUAUGCAUUUUAUUCUUUCUUAUAAAGAAAUCAAUUUAUUUAUGUCUCUUACCGCAUGAUGCUUUUUUUAACAGUUUGUAUUAUUUCUCCUAAAAGGAGAAUUUGUGAUAUUUGUAAAUAAUAUAUUUUUUUAUUAAAAAAAUACAUAAUAACGA
Patella vulgata (common limpet) is the source of this 2150-nucleotide messenger RNA. RefSeq names its product SAM pointed domain-containing Ets transcription factor. Gene Ontology annotation, cellular component: nucleus. Gene Ontology annotation, molecular function: DNA-binding transcription factor activity, RNA polymerase II-specific; sequence-specific DNA binding. The record is from RefSeq and is a predicted model, not a curated record. Gene Ontology annotation, biological process: regulation of transcription by RNA polymerase II; cell differentiation. The coding region runs from base 126 to 1310 and encodes 394 amino acids. The transcript is spliced from 6 exons. Lineage: Eukaryota; Metazoa; Mollusca; Gastropoda; Patellidae.